This is a messenger RNA of Drosophila mauritiana, 1898 nucleotides long. RefSeq names its product esterase E4. The record is from RefSeq and is a predicted model, not a curated record. Lineage: Eukaryota; Metazoa; Arthropoda; Insecta; Diptera; Drosophilidae. Bases 1 to 1695 code for a protein of 564 amino acids. The transcript is spliced from 3 exons.
AUGCCUCGAUUUUUUCAGUUGACGUGGGCUCUUCUUUUGAUUUUAAUAGGUUUUACCACUGCUGUUACGUUUAUCGGAGAUGAUCCUGUGGUGGAGCUCUCCUUGGGCAGAAUCCAAGGAGAUACUAUGCAGAGCUUUAGGAACAAGACCAUCUACGCAUUCCGAGGAAUACGAUACGCGCAAUCUCCAGUGGGACAGCUCAGGUUCGCCAAUCCAGUUCAGGAAACUAGUUGGGGCGACGAGGUGUUCAAGGCCACAUCCGACUCCCUCGUUUGUCCACAACCAGGUGUAGUUUCUUUUAUGAGUGAAGAUUGCCUAAAAAUCAACGUUUUCACGAAGAGCUUCGAGGAGAAAUUUCCAGUGAUGGUGUAUAUUCAUGGCGGAGCCAAUGUCCUGGGAAGUGGACACAGCAGCUAUGAAGCAGGACCUCAAUAUCUGCUAGAUCAGGACGUAGUUUUUGUGGCUUUUAACUAUCGCCUUGGAGCUCUGGGAUUUCUGAGCACAAAUAGCAGUGAGACGAAGGGAAACUUUGGUUUCCUCGAUCAGGUGAUGGCUCUGGAAUGGGUAAGGGAUCACAUAUCACACUUUGGUGGUGAUCCAGAGUUGGUGACUAUUUUCGGAAUGAGUGCUGGCUCGAUGGCAGUCAGUCUACACUUGGCCUCGCCCCUUUCCGCAGGUCUCUUCCAUCGGGCAAUCCUCAUGAGUGGAUCGGCCACCAAUCAUUUUGAUAUAGAUAACCUUUUUUGGACACGAAAACUGGCUCGUGAGCUGGGUUGUCCGUUGUAUGAUCCCACGGAUGUGGUGGAGUGUCUCCGAAACGAAACUUGGGCACGCAUUGUGGAAGUCUGCAAGGCAUGGGAAACCUAUCAGCUUAUUAAUAUGAAGUGGAACUACGAGAUCGAUGGGCACUUUCUACCCAACCAUCCUACGGAGCUGAUCAAGGAGGGAAAUUUCAACAAGGUUCCCCUGCUAAUCAGUUACACGGCCAAUGAAUUUGACUACAACGCAAAUGUCCACUUGGGAAACCAGCACUUAUUACACGAUUUUGGCUCAAACUUCGUGGAUUACGCGCCAGAGUUGUUUCUCUAUCGCCAGGAUGCACAAAUUGGAGAGAAACUGAAGGAUUUCUAUCUGGGUGACAAUACUACGGAAAUCAAUUCGGAAAACAUAGGGAACUUUGGACAGAUCUUCUCUGAUGCAUAUAUUGGACACGGUGUCCAUCGUCUGGUCCAACUAGCCAGUCACUUUACCCCAGUUUAUUAUAUGCGAAUGGAUUACGUGGGUGAUCAAAGUCUCUCAGCUCCUUUGAAUGGCGAAAACAAGCCCGUGGGAGUGGGUCACGCGGAUGAUCUGCACUAUGUGAUGCCGGGUUAUUGGUAUGGUGCUUUGAUGUCGGCAAAUGAUUCGGAUGUUUUUAUGAUGGAGCGUUUAACCAGCUGGUUUAGGCACUUCGCCAAAACAGGGACACCCCUGAACAGCACGGAUAUUUGGCCACCCUGCAACUCUACGGUCUUAAAGAUGCUCUACAACGGGGUGGUGACCCAGGUGGGUUCGCCCGGCUAUUCGAAUCGAUACGCCGUCUGGGAAGAACUGUUUCCCACGCACGCCCGGGGCGGAGGCGCUGCCUGGAAACUGAGUUUCGUCGUGGCCAUCGCCACUGGUGUGGCCUCCCGGCUCAUCGGGAAAUUAAUGUAGCAAUUAGGUGUGGAAAAAGCUUAUCAAUAGGCCGUUUAGAUUACGCUAAUGACCUUCGACCUUUGUUCUUGGCCUGCUCUUCGCUGGAGCAAUGCAGCUAUUUACUUUGAUUAAUUAAUCAAGAAAGGCGUGAGAUUUUCCCUGUUUCCACUGCGAGCUUAGCUUUUCUUUGGUGCAAUUAGUUAUUGGCCUACAGCGGAUUG